AGACGACUCUUUCAACUCCAAAUCAAACCCUCGACUCGCCUCGACAGUCAAACAUGUUACUCUCCAAUUACACCAGUCAUCAUGUCAUCGACAGAAGAACAUAUUAAAUCCCAGCUCCUAAGCACCAAAUCGCUCCCGGUAUCCCCAGCAUGGAUAUCCAAUUUCCUCGCAUCCUUAUCCCAAAACCAACAGAGAGCACCACCAUCUGCAUUAGCGCAAACAGCUCUCUUUCGCAUACUAACGACUGAUUUCACCAAGACACUAUCAACUUCAACACAUUCUAAAUUACUUCCCAGAGACAUAUUUAAUCCAUCCGUCAAAGAGCGACGUAUAUCCGGCCCGGUACCCGUCCAGGUUCUUGACGUGGAAGAUAUCGGUUCUAAGCAAGUCGAGCGAGGAGAAACCAUUCGAGGUCGAGAGAUAGUCCGAAAUGUGAAUGUGGAUGGUGAUAACAGCGCCAACGACGAAACGGCGAACAAUGGGUCUAGAUCGGCGAGAAAUACGACAAGUAAUGGGCCUCAUCGUCUGAUUCUACAAGAUGCAGCUGGCACGAAAAUUGUCGCGCUGGAAUAUAAAGAUAUCGAUGGUGUAUCUGUCGAGAAGCUUUGCAUCGGCGCAAAACUUGUUCUUAAGGAUAUCACUGUGGCAAGAGGGAUAGCACUAUUGACACCGGAAACUGUCACUUUAUUAGGUGGAAAGAUCGAAUCCUGGGAUACAACAUGGCGACAAAAGAGAAAAGAAGUUUUGUUGGCGAAGAUUGAAGCUUUGCAUGCAGAACAAAACAGAGGUAAUGCUAAUGGAGAUGAGAUGGAGGAAUGA
This is a messenger RNA of Talaromyces stipitatus ATCC 10500, 819 nucleotides long. RefSeq lists its product as uncharacterized. Lineage: Eukaryota; Fungi; Ascomycota; Eurotiomycetes; Eurotiales; Trichocomaceae. Gene Ontology annotation, biological process: resolution of meiotic recombination intermediates; double-strand break repair via homologous recombination. Gene Ontology annotation, cellular component: nuclear body; RecQ family helicase-topoisomerase III complex. Bases 82 to 819 code for a protein of 245 amino acids. The record is from RefSeq and is a predicted model, not a curated record. The transcript is spliced from 2 exons.